AUGUCAAACAGCGUUCACAGAAUUAAAGAGGUAUUUGGCCCAGCUGCCACUCCUGACCAAGCCGAAACCAGGAUACACUCUACAACUUUAUUUAGCCAUUACUGCGGUAGCGGUGAGCGCGGUACUGGUUCGAGGAGACGAUGGGCACAGAAACCCAUCUAUUACAUCAGCAAGGUGCUCCUGGAUGCAGAAACCAGAUACAACAAUGUGGAGAAGUAUGCCUAUGCACUGAUAACGGCAGCUCAGAAAUUAAGACCUUACUUUCAAACCUACACCAUAGGAGUGCUCACAAAUCAGCCUCUGAAGAAGAUAUUGGCUAAAAACAACCAUUGUGGGAGGCUGGUGGCAUGGUCGGUAGAGCUAGGGGAGUUUGACAUCCAGUACAAGCCUUGCACUGCCAUUAAGGCUCGGGCCCUAGCAGAUUUUGUCGUUGAGUGCACCCUACCUGAGGAAGAGAUAACCCCAGAUAGUGAGCCUAGGGAGGCGAUAGAAACUUGGACCUUGUUCGUGGAUGGGCUAUCCAAUGCAAGCGGGUGUGGCGCAGGCCUGAUACUGUCAAGUCCAGGAGGAUUCUUAGUGCAGUAUGCGCUAAGGUUUGAAUUCCAGACCACCAACAACGGAGCAGAAUAUAUAACCCUAAUUGCAGGACUAAAUUUAGCCAAGAGUUUGAUGGUAAGAAAUAUUACUGUUCACAGUGACUCCCAGUUGGUAGUCAAUCAAGUCAAGGGGGAGUAUGAGGCAAAGGAACCGCGCAUGACACAAUACAUGAGCAAGGUGCGAAACCUAAUUACUGAGUUCAUCAACUUUCAAAUACAACAAGUACCCCGAGCGCAGAAUGCCUCAGCAGACACCCUUUCCAGGCUGGCCACCUCAGAAUUUCAAGACCUCAACAGAACCGUGUAUGUAGAUGUAAUCGGUAAACCAAGCAUAGAAGAAGCAGAGGACAUACUGCCCAUUGAAAUGGAACCUUGUUGGAUGGACCCCUUGACAGCCUAUCUCCAAAGGGGCUCAUUGCCUACAGACAAGGAAGAAGUAAAGAAGAUAAGAAUGAGGGCAGCACGGUACACGUUGAUAGGAGGAAUACUUUAUAAGAAGGCAUAUGCCAUGCCCUACUUGAAAUGUCUCCGGCCAUCUGAAGCAGAAUAUGUUCUACGGGAGAUACACACAGGCAUUUGCAGACAACACUUGGGGGGCAUAGCACUCGCCCACAAGGUCAUCAGACAAUGGUAUUUCUGGCCAUACCUGCACAAGGAAGUAAUGAGUUAUGUUCGCAAAUGCCUUAAAUGCCAAACAUUUGCACCAAUCACGUGUCAACCAGCAACAGAGCUCACUUCAAUUUCAAGCCCAUUAUCUUUUGUACAAUGGGGCAUGGAUAUCCUGGUACCUUUCCCAAAGGUAUCUGGAGGUAGGCAAUUCGUGGUCGUGGCCAUGGACUACUUUACCAAAUGGGUAGAGGCAAAAGCCUUGGCAGUAAUUUUAGCAGCAAAAGUAUGGAAAUUCUUCCUCCACUCAAUCAUCUAUAGAUACAGAAUUCUAAGAACUCUCAUCACUGACAAUGGAAAGCAAUUUGACCAAAAAUUCAAGGAAUUUAGCGAUCAGUACGCAAGUCAAUUGAGAAAGACCUCGGUAGCUCACCCAUAA
This is a messenger RNA of Telopea speciosissima, 1641 nucleotides long. RefSeq lists its product as uncharacterized. Gene Ontology annotation, biological process: DNA integration. Gene Ontology annotation, molecular function: nucleic acid binding; RNA-DNA hybrid ribonuclease activity. Bases 1 to 1641 code for a protein of 546 amino acids. NCBI's taxonomy places the organism in Eukaryota, Viridiplantae, Streptophyta, Magnoliopsida, Proteales, Proteaceae. The record is from RefSeq and is a predicted model, not a curated record. The transcript has a single exon.